This is a messenger RNA of Nerophis lumbriciformis (worm pipefish), 1647 nucleotides long. NCBI's taxonomy places the organism in Eukaryota, Metazoa, Chordata, Actinopteri, Syngnathiformes, Syngnathidae. The record is from RefSeq and is a predicted model, not a curated record.
AUGGAGUUUUCUGAGCACAUCAAGACCGCCAAUGUUGAAGAUGUUGUGCUUCAGCAGCCUCUGCACCCUCCCAGCAAGGGCACCCUGUGCAUCACCGGCCACCACCUGCUGUUCUCGGACAGAGAGGACAGUGGUCGGCAGGUUUUGCUGCUGCUUAGAAAUAUUGACGCUGUUGAGAAAAGCAGUGUGGAAAACCUUUUGACCUACUUCGGCCUCUUUUCUAAUGCCGGCCGCAGUGACAGGGCUACAGAAUCUUCAGGGACCAUCAUCAUCAAGUGUAAAGAUUUGCGUGUGAUCCAGCUUGACAUCCCAGGCAUGGAGCAGUGUCUUAACAUUGCGCAAUCUAUUGAGACCCUGUCCUGUUUGGACUGUGUGGUGGAGAUGUACCCGUUUUUUUACCGUCCCCCCGAUGCCAGCCUAAAGGACCAGUGGGGUCUCUCAAGCAGUGAAAGAUAUUACACUGAAAUGGAGGAGCUUCAUGAAAGAUGGAGACUGACCACUGUGAACCAAGACUACUCAGUGUGCCCCUCUUACCCUCCGGCUGUCAUUGUCCCCAGGGCGCUUGGUGAUGAUGCAAUUAAAAAGGUGGCCAAAUUUAGACAGGGGAGACGCUUCCCUGUCCUCUGCUACUACCACAGGAAAAAUGGCAUGGUAAUUUUGCGCAGCGGUCAGCCCCUGACGGGGGCCAAUCGGAAGCGCUGCAUCGAAGAUGAGCUUCUCCUGCAGACUGUGAUUGAGGGCUCAGACAAAGGUUAUAUUAUCGACACACGCUCAGCUCAGCAGGCACAGCAGGCCAGAAUGUUGGGUGGCGGGUUUGAGUCCAAAUCAUCCUACAGCCAAUGGAAGAGACUACAUAGACACAUGGAAAGGGGUAAACCACUCCAGGAGAGUCUAAUCAAACUGGUGGAGGCCUGUGGUGACAAGUCCCCUAGUAUGGACCGCUGGCUCAGUAAGCUAGAAAAUUCCAAGUGGUUAUCACAUGUUCAAACUGCUCUGUCAACUGCUGGGCUGCUGGCAGAAUGUGUGGAGAGGGAUGGUCACUCAGUUUUAGUUCACGGCUCUGAGGGGACAGACUCCACACUGCUUAUUAGCACUCUUGCGCAACUCAUUAUGGACCCAAGUUGUCGAACACUGGAAGGCUUUCUGAGACUUCUAGAGAGGGAGUUUGUAGAGGCAGGACACCCAUUCCAGCAGCGAUGCUCCCACUCAGCCUUCUCCCAUGCUCGUCUCCAGCAGGAAUGUCCAGUGUUUUUGUUGCUGCUGGACUGUGUGUGGCAGUUAUGGUGCCAAUUCCCCCUCGCCCUUGGCUUCUCUGAGGCACUGCUCCUCAGGCUGGCUACUGAAGCCUAUGCCUCAGACUACGGCACUUUUCUAUGUAACAGUGAUAAAGAACGCUGUGCUCUUCAAGUGAAGGAAAAGACACAUUGUUUGUUUAGGGCCCUGCUGAAGCCAAGGGAAAGAGAACAGUACACCAACCCACUAUAUGAGCCUAAUGAGCUGGCCAUUUGGCCUUCAGUCCACCCACAAUCCUUACAACUAUGGAAAGGCUUUUUCCUAAGGUGGACCUCACAAACUCAUCACCUUGAAUUGGUCCAGGAGGAAAUAAGGAACAUGGUCAUUGAAUGGGGAAAGCUGGCACUCACCUGA